This is a messenger RNA of Drepanopeziza brunnea f. sp. 'multigermtubi' MB_m1, 1017 nucleotides long. NCBI's taxonomy places the organism in Eukaryota, Fungi, Ascomycota, Leotiomycetes, Helotiales, Drepanopezizaceae. The record is from RefSeq and is a predicted model, not a curated record.
AUGCAAAUCAUCAAGCGCAAUGGUGUUAGUGAUGGCGAUUGCGGUGGCGAUGACGAUGGCGAUGGUGAUGAUGAUGACGAUGAUAAUGGCAAUGUCGAUGGCGAUGGUGAUAACGAUGGUGAUAGCGAUGGUGAUGGCGAUAGUAAUGGAAUUACAAGAGGAAUGGUCCAGACAGCUCAGUCGCUACCAAUUAAGCAUGUACGAGAAUACGUCUACUUUACUCCUCCGCGCAUAUUACGAACUUUUGGGGGAUGUCACGUGCUGUGGGCUCCGGACAUGUCCUGGAACGCAUGGGGCUUAUCACGCGAUAUGCCUUCCAAGGCUCCGGAAACUGGUGGAACGUCUAAGGCCUACCACGAAUAUGCUUUCCAGAAGAUCAUGAAGCUUCGGAAACGCGUAGAACUCUUAAAGCCUGUCAUGACUUUAUCGUUAACCAAAGAGCCUCCGCAAGCCCAUGAUGAUGAACCCGAUGAUCUCGAACCGGCCUUCGCAACUCCAACCGGCUUAUCCCCGAUAUCUGUCUGCUCUUGCGCAAUUCCCGGAGCCUUAUCAAAUAGCCAGGUACCUCGUCGUCAUGAAGGUCGCAAACCGUGGGCUCGAUCUCGAACAGGAGUUGACGUGUUCUGCUAUCGAUCGGAAGGCUCACUGAUACAACGCCUGCCGAUGCAGAGCAACGAGGACGACGUUGAUGGCACAGCACCGAUACAACGCCUGCCGAUGCAGAGCAAGGGAGAUUACGUUGAUAGCACAGCACCGAUACAACGCCUGCCGAUGCAGAGCAAGGAAGACGACGUUGAUGGCACAGCACCGAUACAACGCUUGCCUUUCGUUGUCAACUACCAACUCAACGUCACCAUUACCACCGGAUCCAGUAUCGCCAGCAUGAGACAGUGCUCGCUCCUCCCUUCUGUCUACCUAGAGAUCUACCAAGCAACGAUGGGCGGUCCAGGGGCUGAUGGCGAGCUUCAGAGCACCAGCGAAGAUUUGGGGCCGAAAGCAAAGCCCCCUUCAUACUAG